UCUGAAGUAGCACACCAGCACAUUAAUGUGAAAGAACAAUUGUUAAAGAUAGACAUGCAUGAAAAGACUUAGAAAUGUUUGACCAUGCAAGGUACUGCUCGGCCAUCUUAAUCUUCACCAUUGAUUGCUUGCUGUUCACACAUGUAAAGGGCCAAAACUCCACCAGUGAUGAACCAGCCUCAGAAAUCAAAUAUGCUGUGAUAGGAGUAGGGAUUGGAUUUUUCUUCUCCAUCUGUUUUCUAGUAAUAAAAAUAUACAUCAUCAGGAAGCACAUGCAUGAGAAUGAUGAACUAGCACUAUCAUCAAGAAGAGCAUCUGUACGGAAUGUGGAUGUGGACAGGUGAAACGAUUGUGAUAUCCAGAGAACUUACAAAUUAACAAAAAGUUAAGCUCUCACGAACUAUUAAGAAUUUUAACAACUGUUUAUUUGUUCAUGACCGAUUUUAUAUUCAUCUUUAACCAAGAAAGUGGUGGUCAAGUGAAGUAUCAAAAUAUCAAAGCAUUUUCUGUUAGUAUUUUAUGUUAUUUAAUGAUUUUGAUACAUUAUGACUGCAAUGGAAAUUACAUUUCCU
Triplophysa dalaica is the source of this 572-nucleotide messenger RNA. RefSeq names its product transmembrane protein 273-like. The record is from RefSeq and is a predicted model, not a curated record. Lineage: Eukaryota; Metazoa; Chordata; Actinopteri; Cypriniformes; Nemacheilidae. Bases 75 to 344 code for a protein of 89 amino acids. The transcript is spliced from 5 exons.